Messenger RNA from Salvelinus sp. IW2-2015, 964 nucleotides. The record is from RefSeq and is a predicted model, not a curated record. NCBI's taxonomy places the organism in Eukaryota, Metazoa, Chordata, Actinopteri, Salmoniformes, Salmonidae.
CAGCCUGGGCUGAGAACGUAGACAAAGAGUUUCCAGACAUUGGCAGGGGUUCAUGUCCAUGUUCAGUCUGGGUGGAAUAGUGCCGGCUUUGUGCAGAGAUUUGUCAAAUGUUUGACCUCUGUAGUGAACUGCAGGCUGCUCGGUACCGAUGCUCAGUGAUUUUUUUACGGYCCAUGGCCACUCCAYAGACCAUCUGUUCCAGUGCAUAUCCCAUACCCAGCCUCCAAGGGAGGGGGGAGAGAGAGGAAUUCACUGUGGGUGAUGUAAACGAUACAGAGCAAAGGGACUUGUCUGCGGGGACAAAAACCCUCCCAACACAUGCUAGUUUACAUGUCUCUCAGACAGUGAUCGAUCCCCCUUUCCUCUCUCUCCUCUCUUCUUCCCUAUACUCCUUCCCCUCUCUCCUCCACAGAUCAGAGAUUGGACAUGAACAAGCUGGGCCUCAAUGACAGUGACACAGUGAGGGGUCAGAUAGUGGUGAGCCUGCAGUCCAGAGACAGRAUAGGCACAGGAGGCCCAGUGGUGGACUGCAGCCGUCUGUUUGACAAUGACCUGCCAGACGGCUGGGAGGAGCGGAGGACUGCGUCUGGCCGAAUCCAGUACUUGAACCACAUCACACGCACCACACAGUGGGAGAGGCCUACCAGGCCUGCGUCGGAGUACUCCAGCCCGGGCCGGCCUCUCAGCUGCAUYGUGGAUGAGAACACGCCCAUCCUGAGCACCAACGGGGCCACGCCCACCAUUCCGUGUGUCCCGUCCAGCGACCAGCGGGCCCAGGAGAGACGCGUCCGCUCCCAGAGACACAGGAACUACAUGAGCAGGACACACCUCCACACACCCCCAGACCUGCCUGAGGGAUACGAGCAGAGGACCACGCAGCAGGGCCAGGUCUACUUCCUCCACACCCAGACAGGAGUCAGCACAUGGCACGACCCUCGAGUGCCCAGGUAUACCCACCACCACU